AUGAAGAGACCCUUGGAAACAGAUGGAUAUGAUGAGAAUGAUGAUGAAAAGGAAAUUAGCGGUGGUAUAGUUGCUAGUGUUAUACCUGAUGAGUUUUUAGAGAAGCAUUCAUCAGAGUUCCAUAAGGCUUGUAGGCACAUUAUGAGGAUUGAUAAAUCUUUGGUAGAAAUAAUACUAAAAGGUGAUUUCCCACUAUUUUUGAAAGAUAAACGUGAAGUGGAUUUCCAGUUUUACUAUGAUAAGUUGGCGAGUGCUAUUAUUUCUCAACAGAUCAGCGGUAUAGCUGCCAAGAGUAUUAAAAAAAGGCUAAUAGACUACUUUGGUGGUAAGUUCCCGGCGUUUGGAGAGUUACAUGAUGAGUUAGUUGAUCCUAUCAAGAGGCAAAAGGUACAAGCUUGUGGAUUUAGUGCUAGGAAAAUGGAAUACCUCGAAUCAUUGACGAACUAUUUUUGUGAGAAGGAGAAUUCAAUUAAAGAUUUAUUUGCCAAUGGUACAGAUGAUGAGAUCGUGGAACAAUUGACUAAAAAUAUUAAGGGGAUUGGACCUUGGAGCUCAAAGAUGUUUUUACUUACAGGUUUAUCUAGAAUGGAUGUCUUUGCUCCGGAUGAUUUGGGAAUUGCAAGAGGAUUUUCCAAAUAUCUAUCAGAUAAACCACUGUUGGUGGAAGAACUUAAGAGAAACAGGGUUGCUGCUAAACGUAGUAAAAUUAAACACAAGAAAUUAAACUGGGUUAUUUAUGAUGAUGAUCUGAUGGAGAAAUUUGCCGCCCAAUUUUCACCAUAUAGGUCGGUUCUAAUGUUCAUACUUUGGAGAAUGGCAGCUACAAAUGUGGAAGCUAUGGCCAAUAAUGAAAAGGAGUUUGUCAGCAACUAA
Messenger RNA from Zygosaccharomyces rouxii, 873 nucleotides. It is a transcript of the gene MAG1, whose product is annotated as DNA-3-methyladenine glycosylase II. The record is from RefSeq and is a predicted model, not a curated record. Gene Ontology annotation, biological process: DNA alkylation repair; base-excision repair; base-excision repair, AP site formation. Lineage: Eukaryota; Fungi; Ascomycota; Saccharomycetes; Saccharomycetales; Saccharomycetaceae. The coding region runs from base 1 to 873 and encodes 290 amino acids. Gene Ontology annotation, cellular component: protein-DNA complex; nucleus. The transcript has a single exon. Gene Ontology annotation, molecular function: DNA-7-methylguanine glycosylase activity; DNA-3-methyladenine glycosylase activity; alkylated DNA binding.